Pyricularia oryzae 70-15 is the source of this 2124-nucleotide messenger RNA. RefSeq names its product cytochrome P450 monooxygenase. The record is from RefSeq and is a predicted model, not a curated record. The coding region runs from base 344 to 1882 and encodes 512 amino acids. Lineage: Eukaryota; Fungi; Ascomycota; Sordariomycetes; Magnaporthales; Pyriculariaceae. The transcript is spliced from 4 exons. Gene Ontology annotation, molecular function: monooxygenase activity; heme binding; iron ion binding.
GUGCGAAUCUGAUCCCAACCAAUCACGGCUUCUUCCACCACACUUGAUCUUUUUUUAUUCGCAAUCAGCAAAAUGCAGAGGACUUAUGAAGAGGGGGAUAAGUCAGGAUACGCGACGGAACAAUCACUUGUUCGGGCCUAGAAUCCCUCCUCGGUUGGAGAUUCUUACCGUAAGAAGUUUGGUAGGACGUGGCACUUCAUGACAGGCAUGAUUUCUAUAUAUACUUGGGCUCUUUCUGCAAAGAACACGCACGGCAAGAUGAGUCCCAGAGCAGCCCGCAGUUCUUUGAUCUGGUGAUACCACCCCUUCUUUUGGGACAAGUUUGUACAACAGAAACCCAAAAAUGAUGUUGCAACAAGUCGCCGACGCGCUGGCCACGCACUGGCUCUCCGGCAUCCUCGCCAUCGCCACUGUUUAUCUGGCCACGAGCUACAUAAUCGACUACCGUCGCCUCCGCGCAUUCCCCGGCCCGCCCCUUGGUUCCUUUUCGUACCUCUGGCUCGCCUAUAAUGCCUUGCAGGGCCGCCAGGGAUCCAUCUUCUACGAGGUCAUGAAGAGGUACCGCGUGCCGGAGCACUCGUUUGUGCGCAUCGGGCCCAACGACCUGAUGACGGACUCGCCCGAGGUGGUGCGGCACAUGUCGUCGGCGCGCUCCACCUACCUGCGCAGCAGCUGGUACCGCACCUCGAAGCUGGACCCGUCGGGCGACUCGCUGCUCAGCAUCAUGGACACGGCCCACCACGACGCCCUCAAGGCCAAGGCCGGCCGGGGCUACGCGGGCCGGGACAACAGGAACCUCGAGAGCGACAUUGACGACCAGCUGCGGAGGCUGAUCGGCCUGCUCGAGCGCAAGUACCUGAGCGGCGGUGGAGAUGCCUCGUCCUUUAGGCCCGUCGACAUGGCCACCACAAUGCAGUACUUUACUCUCGAUUCCAUCACCAAGCUGGCGUACAGCUCGGCCUUUGGCUUCUUGGAUCUGGACACGGACGUUUACGGGUACAUCAAGGCCAUAAGGGACGCGGCUCCCCCAAUCAUCGUCUGUUCCGAGUGGCCGUUGGCGGGAAGGAUAUUCUUCAGCCCGCCUUUCCUCAAGAUGUUUGGUCCGACACCCAAAGACAAGUCGGGAGUUGGAAAGCUCAUGGGAACUCUAAGACAAGUCGUGGCCUCGCGCUUCGGACCCGACGCCAAAGACCAACCGGAUAUGCUGGGCUCGUUUGUGCGCAACGGCCUGUCUCAGCACCAGUGCGAGCAGGAGGUCAUACUGCAGAUCGUGGCCGGGUCAGACACGACGGCGACGGCGCUGCGGGGCACCCUGCUGCAGCUCUGUUCGACGCCCAUGGUCUACCUCAAGCUGCAGAAGGAGAUCGACGAGGCGGUGCGGUCCGGAAUGGUAGGCGAGGGUGUCAUCUCUCAGGAAACAGCCAGAAAACUGCCUUAUCUCCAGGCCGUCAUCUACGAAGGUUUACGCCUCAACCCGCCCUUCACCGGCGCUUUGAUGAAGGAAGUGCCCCCGGGAGGCGACGAGAUAGACGGCGUCUUCAUCCCCGCCGGCGUGCGCAUCGGCGUCAGCGCCAAGGGCAUCCAGAUGCGGCAGGACGUCUACGGCCACGACGUCGACGUGUUCCGACCCGAGAGGUGGACCGAGUGUGACGAGCAGAGGCGGAUGCGCAUGGCCGCAAACACGGAGCUCGUCUUUGGUUACGGACGGUGGAUGUGCGCCGGCAAGAACGUGGCUUUUAUGGAGCUCAACAAGGUUUACUUUGAGUUGCUCCGACGUUUCGACUUUCAGGUCGUCGAUACCAAGACUCCAGUGAAGGAGGAGAGCUUCAACGUCAUGUUUAGUAAGGAUAUGUUUAUGAAGGUUACCAAGCGCGUGCUCUAGACUGGAUCGAUUUUAAUCAGGGUCCGCAAGAAACUGCAUGGGUCUCCAUUUAUGAACUGAAUGGAUACUUGGCCAAGUGACAAAUGAUCACUCGAUGACCUUUUGGGAACAGGGGCAGAAUUGAUAUCAAGAAUCUGGGGGACUUGUCUUUAUGAUAGCUACAGGUCACUUCCUGUUAUUUUUGGAGACAUAGUCGACAACUCUACUCAAUAUCGAACACCACUCAACUUUCUUCCAAACAA